AUGAACGGCGAGACUGCUUCCGUCAGCGACGUGUUUCCGUCUGCUGGAAAGUUAUCAACAUCUCGAAUUUUCACUACUGCUAAUGGUGAGGGACUAAAAUGGAAAGAUAAAUCAAAGUUACAUUGUGUUUCCACUAACGAUGGUUCGCCUAUCGCAACGUAUAAUCACAAGAAGCUAUCUUCAGCAUUUACGGGCAAAAAGGCCACGCUAGAUAUCUCCCCUAACGCGACCCACCUAACGGAUAUUCUUGUUGUGACAUGGGUGAUCGCUGCGAAAAAGUCACAAGACAGGAGUAGUGCUGCUGCCGCAAGUUCGAGUUCUGCGAGUAGUGCAGUGGCCUCGGGUGGUGGAUGUUAA
Rhizoctonia solani is the source of this 357-nucleotide messenger RNA. RefSeq lists its product as uncharacterized. The record is from RefSeq and is a predicted model, not a curated record. NCBI's taxonomy places the organism in Eukaryota, Fungi, Basidiomycota, Agaricomycetes, Cantharellales, Ceratobasidiaceae. The coding region runs from base 1 to 357 and encodes 118 amino acids. The transcript has 4 exons.